Messenger RNA from Corylus avellana, 1029 nucleotides. Its product is annotated as cotton fiber protein. Lineage: Eukaryota; Viridiplantae; Streptophyta; Magnoliopsida; Fagales; Betulaceae. The record is from RefSeq and is a predicted model, not a curated record.
CGCACCACAACUCAGAUCCGUCUAAAUCAUUCACCUUUUAUGCUUCGUUAAAAGCUUCCCUACCCAUGUCUCCACCCUCGAAGCUCUCCCAAAGCCUCCAGCCAACCUUUCUGCUUACCUUACAGAGCUGCCAGAAAAAUGGCCAGAAAAAGAUUACCCAUUCUCCAAAAGCUCUCAAAUCUUCUCAAAGUUUCAAUCUUCGUUGCCAAAAUGAGAAAACCCAUCAUUCCUAAGCUCAUUUUUCUUAAGAAAGCAAGGAAGCUUAAGAAGUUCAAGCUUCUCAAGCAUUACAACUAUGGUUUUCUUGAAGAGUACCAGUUCUCUGCUUCGAGCACUCCCCUCUUUCAGUACCACAGAAACCAGUCCAAAAGCCGAAGGCUUCGAAAUAUCUAUUCGAUGUUCUUUCAUUGUACAUGUUUGGGUAGUUUGGGAGCUGAAAAAGGGAAUGCAGAUUAUAGAUUAGAAUCUUUACCUGCUUUGCCUGCCAUUGCAGGGCAAUUCUUGGAGCCGUUUGAUUCGGGAGAUGAAGAAGAUUCAGUUGAUCAAAGGGCUGAGAGGUUUAUCCGGAGAUUCUACGAAGAGAUGAGAAUGCAGAGGCAGGAAUCGCUUUAGCAACUCAACCAAGUGCUGAACAUGGAUUAAUUUAUUUACCCAAAAAAACAGAGGAAAGAAAACAGAGAAAGAAGUAUUGGACAUGGCAUGCUGUUAUCAAGUUUUGUUGUUUUUGUUUUAUUUAUUUUUUGUUCCUUUGCUGUCUAUUCUCCACAAGAUUUUUGUUGAUGUGGAGAUAGGCUUUGAUUUCACUGUUUGUUCAGAGAUUUUUCACUGUGUGGAGCUGUGAAUUUUUUUAUUGAGUGGCAGAGUAGUUGGUUUGAAUUAAUUAUUCAAUGUAGCUAAGUUGCCAUCUUUGUUAUUGAUUUGAUUGGAUGGAGAUAAGCAGUGGAGCGUAGGGCAUCUGGACGCACUUUCCUGGUUUUGGUCAAUGUCUUUAUUCUUUUCUGGUAUGGAUUGGCGUUUGCUAAUAGUCAA